AUGAAAUCCUUUCCGUCGUUGAGAAGCGAUACGACUCUUGCAAGACAAUGGGUAUGCCUUCAAUGUCGGACGCGCCAGACGCAAAGGACUGCAAUCUCCUUUUCCAAGAACGCCUUCUUCUCGAAUGCUAAAGCUGGACGUCGCCCGCUUUCAAUAUGCGCGCAAUCCAGAAAAUCCGACAUCACACUGCGCCCAAAGACCCAAAGACGCUUCUCCACUACCUCGUCGCGUGAGACACCGCGAAAGGCAGUCCUGCCAGAUGCGCCGGCUCGCACACGAUUCGCCCCGUCGCCAACGGGCUACCUUCACAUUGGAGGAUUGAGGACGGCCUUGUUCAGCUAUCUUCUCGCCAAACGCACAGGCGGGCAGUUUAUCCUCCGCAUUGAGGAUACCGAUCAGCAGAAGCGGCUCGUUCACGAUGCAGAGGCCAGGCUUUACGAGGACCUUCGGUGGGCAGGAACUGAGUGGGACGAAGGCCCGAGUACUGGAGGCCCGUACGGCCCGUAUCGGCAAUCGGAACGGAAUGCCAUCUAUCAGGAUCAUGCUGCGCGGCUGCUGGCGGACGGCUCAGCGUAUCGUUGUUUUUGCACGCAACAAUCUAGUGCUGCCACAUCGGGAUCCUACGUCACCUCUGGAUGCCAUCAGAAUUGCUCCUCGCUUUCCAUUGCUCAGUCGCAGGAGAAAGCUCAUCAUGGUCAAGCAUUCACCGUUCGACUACAUCCUCCGGCCGAUGCGCACAAGCGCACAUAUCCCGAUCUAGUGUACGGCAAGAUUCAACGACUGAAGCGCUCGCCCGCAGCCCCUCAGGUGGCUUCGGAGGAUGGCGCGAGCGAUGGUGCAUCAGACAGCAUACUGAUGAAAUCAGACGGCACGCCAACCUAUCACUUCGCGAAUGUGAUCGAUGAUCAUCUCAUGAACAUCACCCACGUGAUUCGAGGCUCGGAAUGGAUGGCCAGCACACCUUUGCAUUACGACAUCUAUUCCGCCUUUCAAUGGGAACCGCCCCAGUUCGCGCACGUCGGCCUUCUUGUCGACAAAAACCAAGCGAAGUUAUCGAAGCGUAACCAAGAUCUCGACCUGGACGUCCGUAGCAUGCGAGAGGCCCACGGUGUUUUGCCAUAUUCCCUCAACAACUUCUUAGCCCUGCUCGGCUGGAGCAAUCCCAACCAAUCAGACCGCAUGAGCAUGGAGUCUUUAAUCAAGAACUUUGAUCUCAAAUUCACCCGUGGCAACGCAAUGGUGCGCACGGAGAAACUGUGGUACCUGCAAAAGCAACACGUUGCUGUCCGCUGCGAGCUGGCGGUGGAGACGAAAUCGCUGCGACCUAUCGAACCGGUGGUGCAUCAGGUCGCGGCUGAGGUGCGCCGAGUAUUCCCGCAGCCUCACGCCAGCCCCGACGCCUUGGCAGCGUACUGCACCGAAGUGCUCCUCGCAGACCGCAACAGCUACACCAACGCACCUCACUUCGUCGAGCGGAACAAGUACUUUUUCCACUUUGAUCCAUCUCUCCAGCCGGCACGGGAAGAGUACAGCAAAGACUCCAGCAGGUUUAAAGCCAUUACUCCCGACAUGCUGGACGACGUGCUGCGGAACGCUCUUGCGGACCUCCGCACUCGCCAGCAGACCGCAGGGGACGACACAGCUGUGCGCACCAUGGAAUCUCUCCACGCAACAGUCGACGAGAGCGAGGAGCUACUGCGCAGAUACAAGACUUUCUCCGCCGCACUGAUGCGGUAUUUGCGCUACAGGUUGUGCUAUAAACUGCCGGGGCCGAAGAUUGGGUUGGUGAUGGCUUUGCUCGGGCCGGAGGAGUGUGCUCGACGAUUGCAGCUGUAG
Molecule: messenger RNA, 1836 nt
Organism: Neohortaea acidophila
Lineage: Eukaryota; Fungi; Ascomycota; Dothideomycetes; Mycosphaerellales; Teratosphaeriaceae
Exons: 4
Coding region: 1-1836 (611 amino acids)
Biological process (GO): glutamyl-tRNA aminoacylation
Molecular function (GO): glutamate-tRNA ligase activity; zinc ion binding; tRNA binding
Source: RefSeq, a predicted model, not a curated record